Molecule: messenger RNA, 1263 nt
Organism: Ilex paraguariensis (yerba mate)
Lineage: Eukaryota; Viridiplantae; Streptophyta; Magnoliopsida; Aquifoliales; Aquifoliaceae
Source: the annotation of a GenBank genome assembly
CACACAAAAAGGUAUCUUUGUGUACAAGAUUGUCGGAGAUAUUUCGAUAAAACAUACCCACUUUUGAUCUUUUCAUACACCAUUGUAUUCACGAUGGGUUGCAAAUGCAGCAAAAAAACUGAAAAUACUCCCGAUCUGAGCUCAUUUGAGGCUACUUUUGGAGCCGAUCCAGAACUUCAAUCUCUAAGAUUGAAGCUCGAGCAACGCACCACCGGAGUUGUCACCACUCUCGCUACCGGCGUUUUAGAGCACCAGAAAGAAAUUUGGGAUAACCCAGAACUGUCGGAUCUAGUGAAGGACUAUUUCAAGACCAAUCGUAAGACUAUAGACUUGUGUAAUUCUCUUGAAAAAUGCCUCAAACGAGCUCGUGACAGGCACGCCAUUAUUCAAGUCGCGUUAGCCCGAUUUGAUGAAGAACACAGAGAAAGGUCCCAUGACGGAAAGACCUCGUAUUCAAACACUUUACAAGAAUUCAAGAAUUUCAAGGUGGCCGGUGACCCAUUUGGUAAUGAGUUCUUCUCUUCUUUUCGAUCAGUUUACGAACAACAAUGGAAUUUGCUACAAAAAUUGCAAGUCCAAAAAAGUAAACUCGAUGAAAAAUUGAAGCAAGUGAAGGCAUGGAGGAAGGUGUCAAAUGUGCUAUUUGGGGUCACUUUUGUUGCGGUGGUCAUUUUCUCCGCGGUGAUGACGGCCAUUGCGGCGCCAACAAUGGUGACGGCGUUGGCCGGCGCGGCAUCGGUGCCAUUAGGGUCAACGGGUAAAUUGUUGGAUUGGUUUUGGAAAAAUUGGGUGAAUGUAAUCGACCAGCAAAGUGGAAUAACCCGUUCUAUGCAUGUUAAGACUAGAUGGCAUGCGAUUAAGGAGUUGGAAAACAUUGGGCUGCUUGUGGAUAAGUUGGAACAGGAGAUGAAGUUGCCGUCGGCUGAGAUUGAUCUUGGUUUGGAAAAAGAUGAGGCUGUGAUGGUGGUGGUGAAUGAGUUAAGGAACAAGAUAAAUGUGAUUAUGCCAGAGCUUGAUGCUUUGAUGGAGCGCACUGCUCAGUAUAGACAAGAAAUUAGAAAAGAUAUGGAGACUAUCUACGAUAAAAUUUGCCAGAAUCCUAAGAGUAGCAGCUGUUUUAGCAAUUUAAAUUGCUUUACUUAGUGGUCUUGCUCUAAUUCACUUUUAGUAGCAGCCGAUGUCUCUAAAGAAGGUGGUUUGCCUCAUUUUUACCUUUAAUAUUUUUAUUGUAUAGUUUUGAUAUAUAAAGUGUUGAAUAUAUUU